GCUGCGCGAGCUGUUGCCGAGGCCGAACAUGGCGAGUAACCGCCACAGCUCGAGCCCGCAGCCUGGGCCUGCGAGCGGCGCCCCGUCCUCCGCCCCGGGCGGCAGCGGCAGCAGCAGCAGUAGCCGCGGGCCCGGCAAAGCGCCCGCCAGCGGCAACAAGAAGCGCCCGCUUCUCAACGGCCUGGUCAAUUCGUACGAGGACAAGAGUAGCGACUUCGUGUGUCCCAUCUGUUUUGAGAUGAUUGAAGAGGCACACAUGACAAAAUGUGGUCACAGCUUUUGCUAUAAAUGUAUUCGACAGAGCCUUGAAGUCAGUAACCGAUGCCCAAAGUGUAACUAUGUGAUUGAUAAUGUUGAUCAGCUAUACCCUAACUUUCUAGUUAAUGAACUAAUCCUGAAACAGAAGCAAAGGUUUGAAGAAAAGCGAUUAAAACUGGAACAUCCAAAUGGUCACAGGUGGCAGGCGAUACAAGAUGUUUUAAUCACAGACCAGGACAAUUUGGAUCUUGCUAAUGUGAACCUCAUGCUGGAGCUUAUAAUACAGAAGAAACAGCAGCUGGAAGCUGAGUCACAGGCAGCUCAGCUGCAUAUCCUCAUGGAGUUUCUUCAGGAGGCAAAAAGGAAUAAGAAGGAGCAAUUGGAACAGUUACAGAAGGAGCUGAAUGUUCUUGAGGAGGACAUCAAACGAGUAGAGGGGCUGAUAUUUAAUGAGCCAACGGGUCUGUAUUCUCCUAUGAAUGAAUUGACUCGUGUGCCAAACCUGGAUAGCACAGUUCCGCAGUUUGAAGCACCAUCCCCGUCACACAGUAGUAUUAUGGAUUCUCCUGAAUAUUCCCAGCAUCCAGGUUUCAGUGGAAAUUCACAGGGAAAGCGACAAACGUACAACAACACAUUGGCCUCUCGGCGCAAGCGAUUAACUGCUCAUUUUGAGGAUCUCGAGCAGUGUUACUUCUCGACCAGGUUAUCACGAUUAUCAGAUGAAACCAGAUCGGUAAAUCAGCUGGAAGAAUUUCAGGAGUGUCUUUCAAAGUUUACGCGGUACAGCUCGGUAAGGCCCCUUGCCACCCUCUCCUAUGCCAACGACUUGUACAAUGGCUCAAGUAUUGUUUCUAGCAUUGAAUUUGAUCGAGACUGUGAUUUUUUUGCCAUUGCUGGUGUGACAAAGCGGAUCAAGGUGUUUGAAUAUGGCACAGUGAUCCAGGAUGCUGUUGACAUUCAUUAUCCAGUCAAUGAAAUGACCUGCAAUUCUAAAAUCAGCUGUAUCAGCUGGAGCAGUUAUCACAAGAAUUUGUUAGCAAGCAGUGACUAUGAAGGGACAGUGAUUCUGUGGGAUGGAUUCACGGGGCAGAGAUCAAAGGUCUACCAGGAACAUGAAAAGCGAUGUUGGAGUGUGGAUUUUAAUCUAAUGGAUCCCAAGCUCCUUGCUUCAGGUUCCGAUGAUGCUAAAGUGAAAUUGUGGUCCACGAACUUGGAUAACUCUGUGGCAAGCAUUGAGGCAAAGGCGAAUGUUUGUUGCGUUAAGUUCAGCCCAACCUCCAGGUACCACUUGGCUUUCGGAUGUGCAGAUCAUUGUGUCCACUAUUAUGAUUUGCGGAAUACAAAACAGCCUAUCAUGGUCUUUAAAGGACAUCGCAAGGCAGUAUCAUAUGCCAAGUUUGUAAUAGGAGAAGAAAUAGUUUCAGCGUCGACAGAUAGUCAAUUGAAGCUGUGGAAUGUGAACAGACCACACUGCCUGCGAUCCUUUAAAGGGCACAUCAAUGAAAAGAACUUUGUGGGGUUAGCAUCUAAUGGAGAUUAUAUCGCCUGUGGAAGUGAAAACAAUUCUCUCUACCUCUACUAUAAGGGGCUCUCAAAAACACUGCUCACGUUUAAAUUUGACACAGUUAAAAGUGUUUUGGACAAAGACAAAAAGGAGGAUGACACCAAUGAAUUUGUCAGUGCUGUGUGUUGGAGAGCAUUACCAGAUGGGGAAUCAAAUGUCUUAAUAGCUGCUAACAGCCAAGGCACAAUAAAGGUGUUGGAACUGGUAUGAAUGGAGAUGGCAUUGGUGGUAUCUUCCCAAUCAGUUGUUGCCAUGAAGUCAAGUUCCUUGGGAUUGAUGAAAACCUUUGGCGGACAACCCAGCAUCCUUUUCAUGAUUCUUCACCACCAGCAACAGUUGCAAGUGCCAGGACUGUGUAACUGUAAAUGCUCCUCAUUGGUCAGAAGAAUGUGAUGUGAGGUUGAAGUAAUCCUGAUCAAUAUUUUCAUAAACCGAAAUCUCUGAAGAAUAAGGGACUCGUACUUUCAAUGGACUUGUGGUCCACAUGUAACUGUAAUGAUUUAAAUUCUGUCUUGUGUUUCACAGAGAUUAUUACAUAAACAGAGUACAGUUGGCUUACCAAGAGCAGGACUAGAGAGAAGAAACUAGGCCAUUCUUUUUCAGUUGAUAUAAACUCUACUGAGGUAACCUUACUCAAUUUUUGUCUGGGGUCUCCAAACUGGGGUAAAUGGGUUUAAAGGCAUUAUUUUUAACCUGAUGUAAUUUUGCCUUGGGCAGUUAUCAAACAGUGCUUUCUUUAAAUUGACUAAGCUUUCUUGUGUUGGAUGAAUCCAUUCGUACUGAUAUGAGCUAUAAUGAGGGAGAAAAUGAAAGUAUUUCAAGAGAUUAUGAUUUUGGGGACACCCAUCACGUGUCUCUUCGAGUGCUUUAUAUGACCGAGUUACAAUCAGAAUAUUAUAGAGAUUGCUCUAUUCUGUGCCAGGAUGGCCACGCAUUAAAUUCAUGGAGCCAAGAUUGGUUGGGAGCUGUUUGUGCAGCAUUAGGGAGUGGGGGAGAGGUGGAGAGAUGCAACUGGGGACAUUUUUACAGGGAGCGGCGAUUGGAUGGUGGCAUAAAAUUUACUCUUAGAGUUAUGGACAGCAUUUAGAUUGCGUUGAUCUGUGACUUGUAAGUUACCAUUUUAACUAGUAAUUGUUACCUCAUUCAGGGUAUGGAUUGGCCUGGUAUUCAGGCUUAAUUGAUAUUCAGGUUAAAAUAUUGACCUUUUUGAACCAUUAUCAAGUUUACCUACACUUGCGCACAAAUGUUGUCACAGUCCGUUGUUUGAUUUUUAAAUUCUCCUUUGAGUUUCAGUUCAUACUUAUCAAACAGUAGUUGUCUGUGAUGGAGUAUUGAGGAUAUUUUCAUCUAUCAAUUCAAACACUAUAAUUCAAUCACAACCCUUUUGUACAUUUUCCACUCGUAUUUGGUUUCUAAUCAUCUAACCAUCAUUAAAAGAUUUUUUGAAGGUG
Molecule: messenger RNA, 3273 nt
Organism: Amblyraja radiata (thorny skate)
Lineage: Eukaryota; Metazoa; Chordata; Chondrichthyes; Rajiformes; Rajidae
Gene: cop1
Product: COP1 E3 ubiquitin ligase
Exons: 20
Coding region: 29-2032 (667 amino acids)
Biological process (GO): proteasome-mediated ubiquitin-dependent protein catabolic process
Molecular function (GO): ubiquitin protein ligase activity; protein binding
Source: RefSeq, a predicted model, not a curated record